AACACAAACAUGUCUGCUAGUUGUUUAGCUUUAUGAGUUCUAAAGUUUGGACGCCGAAUUUGCGAAAGCUUUUUAAUUUUUGCACGAAUUUGAGUUCAGGUAUUCUUGAGAAGUUCUCAAUGUGGGUAUACGCGACAAUGGAUUGUUUAAAGGGGAUUUACAAUGGUAUAGGAAUUCGAUUUUUUAUGAUGGCUCUCAUAAGGAUUUGGACCCUAAUAAUGUACGUUUUGCGACGAAACUUAAAGAAGGUUAUUCAACACAAGACUGUUAAAUAUCAAUUGCUUCCUCUGUCACCCAUAUCAAUUGAAAGAUUAAGACUAGUGAAAAGAAAGACGUUAGUGCUUGACCUUGAUGAAACUCUCAUUCAUUCACAUCAUGAUGGUGUUGUACGACAGACUGUGAGACCAGGGACACCUCCAGAUUUUGUACUGCGGGUUACAAUUGACCAUCACCCUAUCAGAUUUUUUGUUCACAAGAGACCUCAUGUGGACUUCUUCCUUGAAUGUGUGAGUCAAUGGUAUGAUCUUGUGAUCUUUACUGCUAGUAUGGAGAUCUAUGGGGCUGCAGUUGCAGAUAACCUGGAUAAAAACAGAGGGGUGCUAAAUAGAAGAUAUUUCCGACAGCAUUGUACUUUAGAUUGUGGUAGUUAUACUAAAGAUUUAUCAAUGGUCAAUGAGGACCUCUCUUCAGUUUUUAUUUUGGACAACUCACCUGGUGCUUAUCGAUACAAUCCAGACAAUGCCAUCCCAAUCAAAUCAUGGUUUGCAGAUCCUUCAGAUACAGCAUUAUUAAACCUAUUGCCUAUGUUGGAUGCACUAAGAUUUGUGACUGAUGUAAGGUCCAUACUCAGUCGGAAUCUACAUCUUCACUCGUUGUGGUAAACCCACAUUGGCGUGUUGCUGUGUUGUUGCAGGGCGGCACAUUUACUGUAGCUAACCAUGCAUGUGGUUGCUGGCCAAGAAAUUGCCUGUAGAAGGAAAAGUUUUGAGAAAUAGUUUAUAACUUCAAAGGUUGUCUAAUGCACAGAGUCACAGAGAUGUUUUUAUUUGAUAAACCUAGACAUAGUGCAGACCUGCUAUCUUGUAUUUCAGCAACAAGCAAACUCUGACUUUCAAAGCCAAUGAAUCCUUUUUCUUCUCUGUUAAUCAGUCAUAACAGACAUCUAAAGUCAAGAGCAAAAAAUUAGAUUUAAAUUCUUUGUAAGCAAUUCUAUGAAAAUGAUCCUUUGAAUCCUUCAAAAAUAUCUCAUUUAUUUCCCAAGAUAUUCACAGCAUUGAAUGGUGUUUCAACACCCAUUCUGCAUAUCACGGAAGUAAACAUUUUAUCAAGUGAUGCAUUACGUUUCUAUACCGUGCCAUAGCUUCAUGUCAUAAGCGGAGUGUCAAAAGUAAUCUGGGACUGCUUUGUUUUUGCUUUAAUUCGCUCUGUGAUUGGUUCAGAAAACUCGUGCCACUCUCCUCAACCAAUCAUAUACAAAACUAAAACCAACCAUGACGUGGUUGUUCGCAGUUUCCCGCGUUUCAAGCCGUUUGGUCGAUGUUACUCUGAGUUCUCAUGAGCUCUUUAAGGUAUUUUCUUUUUGUUUACUUUGCUUUUGAUCUUACUUUUGCAACACUUAAUCAAAAAGCUCACUAACCAGUUAUUAAAGUUAGGGUGUCAGUUUUAGUGACACUGAUGCAACACUGAUCAAAGCUAUUUUUCUCAGUUACAUCAGCUUUGGUAGUCACAUAUACAACUACUGUGGUUCUCGUCCUAUCUGGUGCUAGAAGUUAAGUUUUUACAGUAUUGGUUGUUGUCAUUCAAAGAAUUCCAAAACACUGACGUUUAAAAGAUAAUUUUAAGCUUCCGAUUAUGAAAUACUGUGUUGUAAGUGGCUCGUCAUGCAUGUUUGGUGAUGCUCCGAAUUCUCAAAUUUUAUCAUUUAACAGUUGGAAUCAUAUCUGUUUCGUUAGGAUAACCAACAAAGGUUAAACUGACUCUCAAAAAAGAAAUGUGCACACGUGGACAUCCGAUUAUUUUCCUAUAAUAGGGCUGAAUUUAUAGGGGAAUUUAAAGAACCUCUCUGAGGUGUUCUUUAUCUUUUUGAGAUAAGUUCUUCGGAUAGCUUCACAUUACAUACCUCUCCCUCAUAGAACGUUAAAAGGAAAAGAAAGAGGUAUACCAAUUUUUUUUGCUUUAUAUGGACCAAACUGUAUGUGUUUUUGUUCUUGAAGGAUUUCAUUUGAUCACAAUGGCAACCUCUCUACUGUUUUUAUCUUUGCGACUUGGUGGACUCUGUGCAUUUCUGCCUUUUGUACAGAUUGUGUUUUUUACGUGUCUCAUGUUUGUACAUAACCAUUAGUUUAUAAUUAUUAAAUAUUGUUAUUAUAUUAAGUAAGGCCUGUAUUAGGAUUAAGGAGAAAGUAAAACAAUAAAUGUGGUAGAUGCGA
Pocillopora verrucosa is the source of this 2429-nucleotide messenger RNA. RefSeq names its product CTD nuclear envelope phosphatase 1A-like. The record is from RefSeq and is a predicted model, not a curated record. NCBI's taxonomy places the organism in Eukaryota, Metazoa, Cnidaria, Anthozoa, Scleractinia, Pocilloporidae. Gene Ontology annotation, molecular function: phosphoprotein phosphatase activity.